GCUCGUUUUCGGGAACCCGAUUCACAAAGCGAUUUUAGCGGUAAGUCUGGUUUAAACUAUGAAGUUAAGACUGUCGAACCUUGCGGGGAUCUGUGCCGUGGUUGUGGUCGAGAUAUUGCUUCCGUUGUAAGAUGUUCACGAUGUUUGUUUGAUCGCCAUUCUAGAAGUUGGUUAUAAAUAUGGCGGGAAAAUGGAGUAAGUACACGCACGUGCUUCUAAUGGUAGCGGUCUGGUCGUCUGCUGUCGUCUCCGAAAACACCAGUGAUUUACAAUACGCCCUCGAGGACCCAACCAGCAACGGGGAAAGCGAUCCGAAUGACGUCAAAUCCAACCUUGACCUUGCAACUUUUCAAAAUGGCGGGUACAGUAAUACGCCGGUACAGCCACUCGAGAGCACUUGGGAUGCAGUAGGACAUGAGAUCAGGCGGGUUAUUGGGAACGGGUAUGUACACGAUAAAACGUCUCGCCCGCAACCUCAAGAAACAGCCGAGGAUCCUGAAAUGGACAUCGACAGGGAGCAAGCUCUGCGAAAUAUGUACACUCGCCUCGUUUUAGCUGCCAAAUCAAAACGAGGCUUGUAUGGAAACGUCCUUGGUGGAUACAAGCUCGGCAAGAGAGAGUUCAUCCCGUAUGAGUUCAUGAAUGAAUACCAGAAACGGCUGUUUGGAAGCGUGCUCAACAACUACAAGUUCGGUAAACGUGUACCGGAAGAGCUGCCGGAAAACUACGUGACAGGCGGACAAAUUUACGACAACUACAGGGAAGACCCUCGUGAAAGGAAACGAGUGUUCGGGGGAGUCCUCGGGGGUUACAAGAUGGGGAAAAGGAAUCUUCUAAACGGUCACCGUGUGAGACGGGUAUGGUAUCCACACCCAUCCUAUCGAAGUGUUUACAACAACGUGAAAACAGACUCCGCGUGAUCUAGUCAAAUCCGCCAUGUUAAUCAUCAGAAUUCAGGGAUUAAAGUGAAAGCAUAGAUACAUAGAUAA
Haliotis rubra (blacklip abalone) is the source of this 989-nucleotide messenger RNA. RefSeq lists its product as uncharacterized. The transcript has 3 exons. The record is from RefSeq and is a predicted model, not a curated record. Bases 180 to 920 code for a protein of 246 amino acids. NCBI's taxonomy places the organism in Eukaryota, Metazoa, Mollusca, Gastropoda, Lepetellida, Haliotidae.